AUGAGGAUUGAUAUGGGUAUCCGCGAGCCGAUGAACGCAUACUACUCCGGAGUCGACCUGAUCGACGCACUGUUGGAUCUAAAUCUCCCAGAAAAUUCAGGAGCUGAGUGGGAGAACGGCCCCAGGUGGCAGAAUCCUGACUACACUUUUGAUAUGCCCGAGCCUCUCAUGGAAGAAGAAGAUGCUGCAGCAAACGGGGCCGGACAAGGCAAUGCUAACGGUGGGCAAGACGAGACGGGGGCUAAGGGGGAGGAUGAUGACUUCAAGCCCUUUCCCCUGCGAGUGACGCUUGUGCCUAACUUCAUUCCAUCGACUCCUGGGUCUGGCGUGCAAGUUCAAACUACGUUGGAUACCAACUCCAGGACUGCAUCCAGGACAUCUCGUGAGACCACCGCGGUAGCAUCAUCAAGUGACAAUCCUACUCCAGAGAACAGAAGAAUAACAUGGCGCACAUUCCACACACUGCGUACUUUGGUGGGAGUGGAGGGGCACAAUGGCGAUGGUGAUGGGGAAGCAAACUUAGGUCUAUUUGAGGCAGCACUUCCGAACGGUGGCGGGUGCGAAUGGAAGACGGGUGUCACGACAUGUCAAUUCGUUCUGGAAGCUGAACAGAUGAUAACGGAGAGUGGGGAGACCUCCAUGCUGAAAAGACUGACCACCGUCCUCGGCGAUAGGACCUGGCGAAAGUCCAAAGAAGAGCACACCCCUUACUUCUUGAACCUUUGGACAAGCAGCAGACGAAACUUAUAUAACGUGGCUAGACAGGUCAUCGACCUGUCAGUCAAGGGCAAGCCGGGAACACCAUUAUCCAGCUUACUCCGCGACGACUGGCCACAUCCGAAUCCGAGAGGGCUGAGACGUGAUCAAUACGCCGACAUAUUUAAGACGCACCUAUGGGACGGACCUCGAAUGCCUGAUGGACCUUGGGGUCUCGCUCUUCCGGUGGAAUCGUAUUGUCACGCGAAGAGGUUCCGUGUUCACAGCCAAAGAGGUGUCCCUUCGGAACAUGUUGCCUACCAGUUCUUUGUCAGGGCCCCCGUCAAAAAGAUCUUCAGGACCCCUGUGUAUCUUCCUCCAACCCCCUUUGAUAUUUUCUGUGUAGGCGAAAUGCCCGAGACUUGGAACAGCUGGACGUUUGUUCCGGACCCCCAUCGACCGCGCGAUGGUAUGCUGAUUCCCUCUCACAAUUUGCCGAAAGAAAAGCACCUUGCCAGUCCUGAGAACCAUCAGAUGGGGGAGAUGACACCAGGCCGAUAUUUCCUCUACCGUGGUAACAGACUGCAUGUCCCGCAUUGGAACCGACCUUACAGGUACCGCAUGGGUGAUCAUCUGCGGUACUUGGUCAACGACCGGAGGAAAAAGCUGCCUUACCCACCAUGCGGCUUCUUCUUUGUGGAUGAUACCCUUACUCCUCCUGUUUCUGAAGAUGAGUGGUUUAGACCCAUCAUCCCGGCCGGCCUCGGCAUUCCACGCACAGAUACGGUCUAUUUCUAUCAUGCGAACGACCGCAGUCGGCCACACAUGGGUUAUUUUGUCCCUUCUGAUCACUACGAGUUGUUGCAAAAGCCUGCCAGUAUAAGGUUCUAUUACCCAACUAGUUACAAAAAAUUGGUUGAGGUAUACACCGACCAUCAAGGCUCGACUGGUCAGGACAGUAAUGCCUUGACACGCGCAGGCCCUACUCCCCGUGGCGGUAACGAAUCGGCCGAUCCAAGUCCGCGACUGGGCUCUGGGAAGGAUGCCAAAGGGAAAGGAAUUAUCGAUCCGGAACAGGAGCAGGACCCCAAACAUGGGUGGGUUACUACGGAGGAAACACUAGGCCAAGAGACGGAUGAGAUGGGCGAGACGGACGAGACAAGCAAGACGGACAAGCCAGACGAGACGAGGGAGUGA
Sordaria macrospora k-hell is the source of this 1893-nucleotide messenger RNA. RefSeq lists its product as uncharacterized. The record is from RefSeq and is a predicted model, not a curated record. Lineage: Eukaryota; Fungi; Ascomycota; Sordariomycetes; Sordariales; Sordariaceae.